Molecule: messenger RNA, 1982 nt
Organism: Panicum hallii
Lineage: Eukaryota; Viridiplantae; Streptophyta; Magnoliopsida; Poales; Poaceae
Product: phytoene synthase 2, chloroplastic-like
Exons: 6
Coding region: 445-1722 (425 amino acids)
Biological process (GO): carotenoid biosynthetic process
Molecular function (GO): geranylgeranyl diphosphate synthase activity
Source: RefSeq, a predicted model, not a curated record
GUGUGUGCCCCGGUGCUCCGGCUACCCACGCACGCAGACGCGCUCGUGGUCGUGGAGGGCGCCCUCCGUCACUCCCUCCCCACGCGCGGCCAGAAAGAGUCGCCACGAGCAGGUCGGGCGCCGCCGCCGCGUCGGGACUUGCGAUUUGGAGCCUACUGGGACGAGUGGCCGGUCACCCGCCACAGGGGAGGGGGCUAGUUUUGUACUGCUCGGCUGGGGUCCUGCAGCCAACGGACAAAACUGAAGGUGUCCCGUCCCCUAGACCCGCUCUGUGCCUGUGUCCAGUGACCUCCCGCAGUCCCGCUUCUGCUCUCUCUCUCGAUCACUCAUCACUCUAUAUAGCUUUGCUCACCAGGUCCAGCUCCAUCCAUCUGUUUCGUUCCAUUGUCUUCCGAUCGACCCAUCGGUCUCUCCGAUCGAGCAGGUCCUCGCCGCGUGCCAGCAAUGAUGUCCACCAGCCACGCGGUGGCGUCGCCGGCGUACGCUGCUCGGCUGAGGCGGCGGCAGCAGCACGGGAACGCGCCGGGACGCGCGGGCACGGCGAGGUUCCUGGCCAGGUGCAGGCACGGGGGUCGGGGCCGCGGCGCGGCGCCGGCGCCGUGCUCCGCCAUUGGCUGCCUGGAGGCCGAGCCGUGGGGCGCCGUGGCGCCCGCGCUGGCGCUGCCGGGCCUGCAGGUGGCGGCGCCGGCGCCCGGGGACGCGCUCGCCGUGCCGUCCGAGCAGAGGGUGCACGAGGUCGUGCUCAAGCAGGCGGCGCUCACGGCCGCGGCGCCCAGGACGGCGCGGAUCGAGCCGGGGCCCGUGUCCGGCGCGCUGAAGGCGGCCUUCGACCGCUGCGGGGAGGUCUGCAAGGAGUACGCCAAGACAUUCUACCUGGCGACGCAGCUGAUGACGCCAGAGAGGAGGAGGGCGAUCUGGGCGAUCUACGUGUGGUGCAGGAGGACGGACGAGCUCGUGGACGGGCCCAACGCGUCCCACAUCUCGGCCCUGGCGCUGGACCGGUGGGAGUCGCGGCUGGAGGACAUCUUCGCCGGCCGCCCCUACGACAUGCUCGACGCCGCCCUCUCCGACACCGUCGCCAACUUCCCCGUCGACAUUCAGCCGUUCAGGGACAUGAUCGAGGGGAUGCGCAUGGACCUGAGGAAGUCCCGGUACCGGACCUUCGACGAGCUGUACCUCUACUGCUAUUGCGUCGCCAGCACCGUUGGGCUCAUGAGCGUCCCGGUGAUGGGCAUCUCGCCGGACUCCAGGGCGGCCACCGAGACGGUCUACAAGGGGGCGCUGGCCCUGGGCCUGGCCAACCAACUCACCAACAUCCUCAGGGACGUCGGCGAGGAUGCGAGGAGGGGAAGGAUCUAUCUCCCGCAGGACGAGCUGGAGAUGGCGGGGCUCUCCGAAGUCGACAUCUUCAACGGCCGCGUCACCGACGAGUGGAGAGGCUUCAUGAGGGGCCAGAUCACGAGGGCGAGGUCGUUCUUCAGGCAGGCAGAGGAAGGCGCCACCGAGCUCAACCAGGAGAGCCGAUGGCCGGUGUGGGCUUCUCUGCUUCUGUACCGGCAGAUCCUGGACGAGAUCGAGGCGAACGACUACGACAACUUCACCAAGAGGGCCUACGUCCCCAAGGCGAAGAAGCUGAUGGCGCUGCCCAAGGCUUACCUGAGGUCACUGAUGGCCCCCUCUUCUCUGACCCAGAGCCAGAGGCACUACUCCAGCCUAACAUAGAGCGGUCUCUGUCGAUCAGUCUGUCACAUACGGUAAAUAGCAGUUAACAGUGUACAAAUUCCUGGUCAGGCGACAUGAAACACACGGUUGACAUGUGGUGUUCAUGUCAUUAGAUUCUUGCACUCGAGAGUCAGAGUUCGUCCUGCCAUGUACAAACCAAAGCAGUGUAAAAAUAUAUAUAUAUAUGUAUGCUAAGAAGGAAUAUAUGUAGAGUAAAAGUGAAAUAAAAUAGAGUAGUGGGCGACCUUGCUUCUUGCUUA